GAAAAAGUUCACGUGACCAAUAAACACAACGCUUAAUCUGCUGAUGUGGUCGAGCUGCCCUGUUAAGUUUACUACAAACCCGAAACAAACCCCAAUGAUGCAGAAAAAAGGAUCUGUGCCAGAUUUUACAGAACCAUGGCAUCUUAGUGAUGCUGUUCUUGUUGUUGAAGAGAAGAAGUUCCACUUUCACAAGGGUACUUUAUCCAUGUGGUCACCAGUGUUUGAAAGAAUUUUCUCCUCAGAUUUUAAAGAAAAAUUUGCAAGUGAGAUUCCUCUUCCUGGAAAAGAUGCCUCUGAAAUAAAGGAACUGUUGCUCGUCAUUUACCCAACAUCGAAACCAAUUGGUGAAACCAACUGUUACUUCCUUCUUCCCUUGGCUAGAGAAUAUCAAAUGGAUCAACUUACAGAGCGCUGUGAAAAGUAUUUGUUACAGAGAGAGAAGACCCCUCACCAGGCCAUUGACUUCCUUGUUUUAGCUAAUGAGUUUAACAUGGAAGACUUGUGUAAACAAUGUGUUGAAAUUGCCAAACACAUGUCAAUAACAGAAGUUCGACGUCAUGAGAAGUAUGCCAUGAUUGCGCCAGAGGAAGGCAGACAAUUAGCUGAAAGGAGAGUGGAGUUACUUGAGAACAAAAUGCAAAGCAGUGAGCAAAGGGUGAAUUCAGUAAAGAAAGAAGUCAAAGACGUGUGUGAGUGGGGACUAAAGGAAAUGGGACGCGUUUUGUAUCAAAAGAAGUCCCCAGAAGGAAGACGAAUUCCACGUGCUCUUAGUGACUGUUUAAAACUUAUAGAGGAAACAGCAUCGGAAAGUGUUGAGGUUGCUGUUAUGAUACAGUUGGUACAACAUCGCCUACGCAGUAUUUACGAGCCAAUGUAUUCUUAAGAUCCGUGAAAGGAAGAGUGCACAUACAUUUUAAAAUGAUGAAAUACUUUUGAUUAUAGUACUGUUACACUUGUCUGAAACAAUUUGGUAGACAUGCAAUAAUUCAUGAUUCAGUAAAUGGUUUGAACCCGGGGGUAACAUGUGAAGGUGUAGUCUGAUCGUCCGGGUGAGUGUAGUCCUGAGA
Molecule: messenger RNA, 1067 nt
Organism: Stylophora pistillata
Lineage: Eukaryota; Metazoa; Cnidaria; Anthozoa; Scleractinia; Pocilloporidae
Product: BTB and MATH domain-containing protein 36
Molecular function (GO): protein binding
Source: RefSeq, a predicted model, not a curated record